Helianthus annuus (common sunflower) is the source of this 4866-nucleotide messenger RNA. RefSeq names its product ABC transporter B family member 20. Gene Ontology annotation, cellular component: membrane. The record is from RefSeq and is a predicted model, not a curated record. NCBI's taxonomy places the organism in Eukaryota, Viridiplantae, Streptophyta, Magnoliopsida, Asterales, Asteraceae. Gene Ontology annotation, molecular function: ABC-type transporter activity; ATP hydrolysis activity; ATP binding. The transcript has 11 exons. Bases 254 to 4459 code for a protein of 1401 amino acids. Gene Ontology annotation, biological process: transmembrane transport.
ACGAACUCGGUCUCUCUCUCUCUCUCUCUCUCUCUCUCUCUCUCUCUCUCUUAUGCACACACCAAAUCGUGUGAGAGAAAGUUGGAGAGAAAAUCUUCAACACACAUCCACUCGCUCAACAAUCAUUCACACAAUUCACCUAUCAAUCAACCUCAAUUCCAGAUUUCAUGAUUAUUUCUAGGGUUUUACAACUCUUUUAACCUAACCUAGGGUUUUGAAUUUUGAUUCAACCGUUCGCGACUAAUCCACCAACAUGAUGGUAUCCAGAGGGUUGUUCGGGUGGUCGCCACCACACGUACAACCACUAACACCGGUAUCGGAGGUGUCAGAGCCGCCGGAGUCACCGUCGCCGUACAUGGACACGAGUAACGAUGCGUUACCGGUUGAAGCUGAAGAGGAAAUGGAGGAGACGGAGGAGAUCGAACCGCCUCCGGCUGCUGUGCCGUUUUCGAAACUGUUUGUGUGUGCUGAUAGGCUUGAUUGGGUGCUUAUGGUCGUUGGAUCGGUUGCUGCGGCGGCGCAUGGGACUGCACUCGUGAUCUACUUGCAUUAUUUUGCUAAAAUUGUUCAGUUGUUGGCUCGUAGUGGUGCGGAUGCGGAGGCUGAUGUGCUGUUUGAUAGGUUUAAAGAGCUUGCUCUCAUUCUUGUCUAUAUUGCUGGUGGUGUUUUUGCUGCUGGUUGGAUAGAGGUUUCAUGUUGGAUUCUUACUGGAGAAAGGCAGACUGCUGUUAUUCGGUCAAGAUACGUGCAAGUACUCCUUAAUCAGGAUAUGAGUUUCUUCGACACUUAUGGGAAUAAUGGAGACAUCGUGAGCCAAGUAUUGAGUGACGUAUUGCUAAUCCAGUCAGCCCUAAGUGAAAAAGUUGGAAAUUAUAUUCAUAACAUGGCUACAUUCUUUAGUGGCCUUGCAAUUGGAUUCAUAAACUGUUGGCAAAUCGCGCUAAUCACUUUAGCCACUGGUCCUUUUAUUGUGGCUGCCGGAGGAAUAUCGAAUAUAUUUCUCCAUAGGCUUGCUGAGAAUAUUCAAGAUGCAUAUGCUGAAGCAGCAAGCGUUGCUGAACAGGCAGUUUCAUAUGUUAGGACCUUAUAUGCUUUUACAAAUGAAACAUUAGCAAAGUAUUCUUAUGCUAAUUCACUACAAGCUACACUAAGAUAUGGUAUAUUAAUUAGUCUUGUGCAAGGACUUGGGCUUGGAUUCACGUACGGGCUUGCGAUCUGCUCUUGCGCCUUGCAACUUUACGUUGGACGGUUUUUGGUUACACAUAGGAAAGCUCACGGUGGAGAAAUUAUAACCGCUUUGUUUGCUAUCAUUUUAAGUGGCCUUGGACUCAACCAAGCUGCAACCAACUUCUAUUCAUUUGAGCAAGGAAGAAUUGCUGCGUAUCGACUUUUCGAAAUGAUUAGUCGUUCAUCCUCCGCCGUUGAUCAUAACGGAAACACUCUUGCUACCGUCCAAGGGAACAUCGAAUUUCGAAACGUGUAUUUCAGUUACUUAUCUCGUCCCGAAAUUCCUAUUUUAAGUGGAUUUUACCUAACUGUCCCCGCCAAGAAAACAGUGGCACUUGUGGGUAGAAAUGGCUCUGGUAAAAGUAGCAUUAUACCCCUUAUGGAACGGUUCUAUGAUCCCACUUUAGGUGAAGUUCUUUUGGAUGGCGAGAAUAUUAAAAACUUGAAACUCGAAUGGCUAAGAAGCCAAAUCGGGUUAGUCACUCAGGAACCUGCAUUACUAAGCUUGAGUAUCCGCGACAAUAUCGCGUAUGGCAGAGAUGCCACGUCACUUCAAAUCGAAGAUGCUGCUAAAAUCGCACAUGCACAUACAUUUAUCACAUCCCUCGAGAAAGGAUACGACACACAGGUCGGUAGGGCUGGUUUAUCAUUGACAGAAGAACAAAAGAUAAGGCUUUCGGUUGCUAGGGCUGUGCUUUCGAACCCGUCUAUUCUUCUUCUUGAUGAGGUCACCGGUGGACUAGAUUUUGAAGCUGAAAGAUUUGUUCAGGAGGCGUUGGAUCUCUUGAUGUUAGGCAGAUCAACGAUCAUAAUUGCUCGGCGGCUUUCUCUUAUAAAGAAUGCUGAUUUUAUUGCGGUUAUGGAAGAUGGUCAGUUAAUGGAGAUUGGAACACAUGAUGAAUUAAUAGCCUCCGAUGGGCUUUAUGCAGAACUUUUAAGAUGUGAAGAAGCAGCUAAACUCCCUAGAAGGAUGCCAGCGAGAACCUACAGUGAGACUACAGCUAUCCAAAUUGAAAAAGAUUCUUCAGAAAGUCAAAACUUUCAAGAACCAUCAUCUCCUAAAUUUGCGAAAUCACCAUCACUUCAGCGAGCUUCAAACUUGCAUGCAUCAAGGCCUCAAGAUUCGGCUUACGGGUCCCACGAAUCGCCAAGAAAUCCAAGCCCUACCGAAAAAGAGAACGGUCUGUCAUUAGAUGGAACAGACAAAGAACCGUCAAUAAAAAGACAAGAUAGUUUCGAAAAAAGGUUACCAGAAUUACCGAAACUUGAUAUUCACGGAAUCCGUAGACAAACAUCUAAUGGAUCUAAUCCUGAAUCACCAAUUUCACCACUUUUGACUUCUGAUCCGCAAAGUGAACGCUCACAUUCACAAACCUUUAGUCGACCUAAUUCUCAGCUUACUGAGAAACCAAUUAGGGUUCAACCUGUAAAAGAAAAACAACAUAAAAAAGAACCAUCGAUUUGGAGACUUAUAGAGUUGAGCUUGGCUGAAUGGCUCUAUGCUGUUUUAGGAAGUACUGGUGCUGCAAUAUUUGGCUCAUUUAACCCGCUUCUUGCCUAUGUGAUUGCCCUGAUAGUGACCGCAUAUUAUCGAAGCGAAAUCGACAGACAGAUUAACAUACGUGGUGACGUGGACAAGUGGUGCUUAAUCAUUGCCUGCAUGGGUUUUGUGACUGUAAUUGCAAACUUUUUGCAGCACUUUUACUUCGGUAUAAUGGGGGAAAAGAUGACUGAACGUGUUAGAAGAAUGAUGUUUUCUGCAAUGCUAAGAAAUGAAGUUGGAUGGUUCGAUGAGGAAGAAAACAGUGCUGAUACCCUGUCAAUGCGGUUAGCGAACGAUGCAACAUUUGUUAGAGCAGCUUUCAGUAACCGACUUUCUAUUUUAAUUCAAGACAGCUCAGCAGUUAUCGUUGCAAUAUUGAUCGGAAUGCUUUUACAUUGGCGUUUGGCUCUUGUGGCUUUAGCCACUCUUCCAGUUCUUACUCUUUCUGCCAUUGCUCAGAAAUUAUGGCUAGCUGGAUUUUCAAAAGGAAUACAAGAAAUGCACAGGAAAGCAUCCUUAGUUCUUGAAGAUGCAGUUAGAAAUAUCUACACCGUUGUUGCGUUCUGUGCUGGUAACAAAGUUAUGGAGCUUUACAGAUUGCAGUUAAGCAAGAUAUUUUAUCAGAGUUUUUCUCAUGGAAUGGCUAUUGGUUUUGCGUUCGGGUUUUCUCAGUUUCUACUUUUCGCAUGCAAUGCUAUUCUUUUAUGGUACACCGGCCUCUGUGUGAAAAACGGGUAUAUGGAUCUCCCAACUGCUCUCAAAGAAUACAUGGUAUUUUCUUUUGCCACUUUUGCCCUUGUAGAACCGUUCGGUUUAGCUCCUUAUAUUCUCAAAAGAAGGAAAUCGUUAAUAUCGGUUUUUGAAAUAAUCGAUAGAGUACCGAAAAUUGAGCCAGACGAUAACGCUGCUUUGAAACCUCCAAAUGUUUAUGGAAGCAUUGAGUUGAAGAAUGUGGAUUUUUCUUACCCAACACGGCCCGAGAUUCUCGUAUUGAGCAAUUUCAGUCUUAAAGUCAGCGGUGGUCAAACGGUGGCGGUUGUUGGGGUUUCGGGAUCCGGGAAAAGCACGAUAAUAUCAUUGAUUGAAAGGUUUUACGAUCCGGUUGCUGGUCAGGUGAUGUUGGACGGACGGGAUCUAAAGCAGUUUAAUUUGAGAUGGUUGAGAAAUCACCUUGGUCUUGUUCAACAAGAACCCAUAAUAUUUUCAACAACGAUUCGGGAAAAUAUUAUAUACGCAAGACAUAACGCCAGCGAGGCGGAAAUUAAAGAAGCUGCAAGAAUAGCAAAUGCUCAUCAUUUCAUCAGCAACUUACCCCACGGGUACGAUACCCAUGUGGGAAUGAGGGGCGUGGAUCUAACCCCGGGUCAGAAACAGAGGAUUGCAAUCGCUCGGGUUGUGUUGAAGAACGCACCAAUCUUAUUAUUAGACGAAGCCAGCUCAUCGAUUGAGUCAGAGUCAAGUCGGGUGGUUCAAGAGGCCCUUGAUACUUUAGUCAUGGGAAACAAAACCACCAUUCUUAUAGCUCAUAGGGCUGCUAUGAUGAGACAUGUUGACAACAUUGUUGUCUUAAACGGGGGUCGGAUUGUUGAAGACGGGACCCACGACUCUUUAAUGGCGAAAAAUGGUUUAUAUGUUCGAUUAAUGCAACCUCACUUUGGAAAGGGUAUACGACCGCAUAGACUUAUGUAGAACGAAUGGAUAUAAUACAUGGGAUUUGUUGAAUUCACUCGUAAAGUCAGUCAUCUCAUCUGUAGUUCUGAAAGAGCUUAUAGAUGGCGGUGGCAGUGGCAGUGGCAGUGGCAGUGGCGGUGAUGGCGGCGGUUAGUGGAUUCAGGGUUUUAGAUAUGGGUUUUGACUUUUGAGGUCCGAUUGCACAUUAUUCUUUUGGAGGUACAGGUUAUAGAAUCUUUGGUGAGUUUCGCUAGAAUUUAGUGUUGAGGUUUGUGUUUGCUUUUAGUUUCUCAUUGUGUGUUUUUAAAUUAUCCAACUGUUUUGUAAAUUUGUAUAUUUUUAAAAAUUUUGUGGAAUGAGGCUUAAAAGGAUCAAGUAAACGUGUUAUUGUAAUCCUUUUUGUAUAUAAAGAGGUUUUAGCGACU